GAUAUUGGCUCCUUGGGACUUCGGGACUCUUAGCUGGCAUGGUGCUGGUCGGAGGAUAUACCAGAUUGUCUGGUGCUGGCCUCUCGAUGACCAACUGGAAAUUCCAAGGAUCGCUCCCACCUAAUACUCCCGAGGCUUGGGAGCAUGAAUUCCUCCGCUACCAAGAAUUUCCUGAGUACCAGCGAAUCCACAAGAACACAAUGACAGUUGAUGAGUUCAAAGAGAUAUACCUUAUCGAGUGGUUUCAUAGAAUGCUCGGAAGAGGUAUCGGGAUAUUCGUCGGAGUGCCCUUUAUUUUCCUAUCACUGAGCAGAGUCAUUAAGUGGCCCUUGGGGACCCGCUUAAGUCUCCUCCUGGGUGCCGGUGCCACACAAGGUAUAGUCGGGUGGUGGAUGGUUCGCUCUGGUCUCGAGGAGAACCCUGAUCCCUAUGCGAGGCCUCGAGUUUCCAGCUAUCGCAUGUGCUCCCACUGGCUAAUGGCACUGCUUCUCUAUGGAGGUACCGUAUGGUGCGGUUUGUCAGUACUCAGACCCACUCCAGCAUCAACUAA
This is a messenger RNA of Perkinsus marinus ATCC 50983, 550 nucleotides long. RefSeq names its product cytochrome c oxidase assembly protein cox15, putative. Gene Ontology annotation, molecular function: oxidoreductase activity, acting on NAD(P)H, heme protein as acceptor. The transcript is spliced from 6 exons. The record is from RefSeq and is a predicted model, not a curated record. NCBI's taxonomy places the organism in Eukaryota, Perkinsozoa, Perkinsida, Perkinsidae. Gene Ontology annotation, cellular component: mitochondrial inner membrane. Gene Ontology annotation, biological process: heme A biosynthetic process. The annotation marks the transcript as partial.